Messenger RNA from Rangifer tarandus platyrhynchus (Svalbard reindeer), 516 nucleotides. NCBI's taxonomy places the organism in Eukaryota, Metazoa, Chordata, Mammalia, Artiodactyla, Cervidae. The record is from the annotation of a GenBank genome assembly.
AUGCGAUUAGGUCGGUGUGGUCGGGAGAGGCUCGCCUAUCCUCUGCCCAGCCCAGCCAUGGUGAAGGAAGAGGCCCCCGGGGGCGAUUCUGACCUGUGGGUGAGUAGCCGUGGGUCUAGGCUUGUCCCCAAAGCCUGCUUGAAGGGAGGACUCCAGGGGUGCCGACUCCCCAUUCAACCACUGGCCAGGCCCCGUGCAGAGACGGAACCAGCUCCAGCCUGUUUUCUCUGGGCUGAAAAGAUCCUCCCCGGCCUCAGAGCGGACCAGGACCCCUUGCAGUCAGGCCGCUCCAGUGUUUGCCCACAGGUCUUCACCCCAGGCCCGCCUGGCCAGCGUUUACACUUUCCUGUGGGGGGCCGCACCUCUGAGUGUUUGCUUCUGCUGUUCCCUCAUCCUGCCUGCCGGCUCCCUGUUCCCCAGAGACAAACACCCACUCUCUUCAUCCGUCAGGGCCCUGCUGCUCCUGGGUGGUUCAUCAGGCCCUGGGCGCUUCCUGCCUUGUGUUCCCGCUGCUGA